Schistosoma bovis is the source of this 5097-nucleotide messenger RNA. The record is from the annotation of a GenBank genome assembly. NCBI's taxonomy places the organism in Eukaryota, Metazoa, Platyhelminthes, Trematoda, Strigeidida, Schistosomatidae.
AGAAAACAUAUGCUAUUGAUAGUUAUUACAUACUAUUCCUUUUUAGCUUAGUUACAAUUGAAAGAAGAGAGAAAAAACAUCAUAGACACCAACCACCACCACCAUAACAACAACAACAACAACACACUCACACAAUUUCUUUACUCUCAGACAAAAAAAAAUCAAUAAUCAAUAAACGUCAGAACAAAUUACACAAAAGAGGAAAUAAACAUUUAAAAUUAUUAUAAAAAAAAAGAAUAUUAUAUCAUGUUGUGGAAUAUAUGAGUGCCAUCUUGAAGUUUGUUUAUUUUGAAUCUAUCCUGGCAACAAAAAACAAACAGACAAACAAACAAACGAAGAAACAGAGACGAAGGUAAUAGUGAAACUGUAAAAACAAACAAACAAAAAAGAUUUUUCUUCAACUUGUUUUGAUAUCAGCUUGUAGAAAAAACAAACAAAACAAAAGAAAUCAACAAAUUGGAUAGUUCAACUUAUUGAGAAAGAGAAUCAAUGUGGUAACAACAGUUAAAAUCAACCAAUUGAUUGUAUUAUAAACUUACAAAUGAUUAUCUUCUUUCAAGAACUAAUCCAUAUUCAAUUUUAUAAUCAUUUAAAAUGGAUGAAAAAAUGAAAGAACCCGAAGAUGACGGCGACCAAGAAGAAGAAGAAGAGAAAGAAAAAGACGAAAAAGAACAAAGAAUAGAACAAUCAAUGAAAUCUAAUUUAGAAUGUUCCAAUUCAAUUGAUAAAACUCAACAUAAUAUACUUGAUGAUUAUGAUUUAAGAGGAUUUAAACGUUAUUCAUAUUUAUUACAUCAUCAACCAAGUACAGAAACUGAUAGUUUUGAAAUGUUUCAAUCAGUUGGUUCUACAAAAUUUCUAGAAAAUUUAGAUGAUUUUAAACAUUCCACAAGUGGAAGUUGGAAAUCGGUUCUUUCAAGUUUUGAAGAUAUUGGCACCAAUCAUAAUAACUUUAGUAAUAAUAAUAAUAAUAAUAAUAAUAAUAAUAAUAAUAAUAAUCAUUAUCAUCAAAUCAUUGAAGUAUCUCCACAUUCAUUGAAACGUAUUGAGGCACAACCCAACUCUCCUUCUUCUUCUACGACGACGACGACUAGUACUACAAUGAAUGUUCCAUCUAAUCAACAAAUUCAAACUGAGGAUUUACAAACAUCCAAAGAACAAUCUGAUUGUUCAUUCAAAUCAAUAAACAAUACAUUAAUCGAUAAUAGUUCUAGUAUCAAUGAUCCUAAUGAACAACAUUGUCAUUUACAAUUAGAUAAUAAUAAUAAUAAUAAUAAUAAUAAUCAUGUAAUAAUGCAUAAAACUGAUUUAUUCGAUCAUGAAAUACGUAGAUUUGAAGUAAGAAAACAAUCAAGAUCAUCAAUUUUAUCAAAUAAUCAAUUUAGACGAACAAAAUUUCUUAAACAGAAAUAUUCUGACCCGAAUACCACUACGACUACUACUGCUACUACUACUACUACUACCACUACUACUACUACUACUACUACUACUUAUAAUAACAAUAGUAAUAGUAGUAUUAGUAAUCAUAAUGAUACAACAGAGAUGAUGCGUAACUCUUUAUACAAGUUAAAACGAACUGCUACAGAGCAUAUUACUAAUCGAUAUAAAUAUCAUGAUCGAAUGGAAUCCUCUUUAUUGCAUCACCAUCAUCAUCAUCAUCAUCAACAACAACAUCAUUCAAAUGAGAAUAGUAUUACUCCAGAUAAUACUAUAAUUAUACGUCGUAAAUCAACUAUUCAUUGUGUAUAUCCAAGACAUUAUAGUGAUACAAUGAGACAAGAUGAACAAUUCAAUUCUCAUACUAUAGACUAUUUAGAUAAGAAUGAUAAGAAUUCUAUACUUGGUAAUAGUAAUAGUAAUGGUAAUGGUAAUGGUAAUAGUACUAGUAAUCUCUAUGAAUAUGAUACUCAUUUAAAUGAAUAUAGAUUAAGUGAUAAUUUAAAAUCAUCAUUUGAAAAAGAAGAUGAAAUGAAAUCCGAUAAUUUAUUAGAACGUGAAGCUCAUAUUGGUGCAUUAGCAUUAGCAUGGGCAUCAGGUACGCAUAAACCAAAAAAAUCUCCAUAUGAUAAACAUACAUUAAGUAGAGAAACAUCAGAUAGAGUACAAGUGAAAUUACGACAAUAUAAUCAUACUACUACUAAUAAUAAUAAUAAUCAUAGUAAAUCAUCUAUAAUGAAUCCUGAAAAUUUUAAAUUCAAUGAUUAUACUACUAAUAGUAGUAAAAAGAAUAGAAUGACAUUAUCUACAUUACGUGAGCUUAGUACAUCAAUUUUUACUCCAUCAAAAAGGAAUUUGAUAACCAGUUUUACCCAUCAUCCAAACGUUACUCAUCGACAGAAAGCCCAUUAUUCACUUCAUGAAACUGAUAAUCUUGUUCACAGUAAUAGUACUUAUCGACCUAAUCAUGAUGGAAGUAAUAUUCGUACUAUCGCUAAUACUACUACUACUACUACUAUUACUACUACUCAAAAUAAUAAUAGUAGUAGUAAUAGUAACAAAACUGAUCAUCAUUUAAUACCUCAUAGUAUUAAACAAGCAAUUAUUAGAAAUACAGCAAAAAUUGCUAUCUCACCAAUAUUGAAUACAAAUGAAGAGAAUGAUAAUCAUUCAUAUAAUUCAAUAGAUCCAAUCUGUGAAUUAGAUCAAUUAGAACAAUUCAAUAGAAAAGAUGAUCAUCUACAUGAAUCGCAUUCUAUUGAACAAUCAACACAAUAUCGUCAACAACAGCAUCAACAGCAGCAACAACUACAACAAAGUGAAGAAUUACAUAAACUAAUCGAUAAUGAAUCACAACGAAUGAUCCAUAGUGAAAAAUCUUCAUUACAAUCUGAACAAUUAAAUGAGAUCAAUGAUAUAUUUGAAACGAAUAAUAAUAAUAAUAAUAAUAAUGAUGAAACAAAUAGACCAAUUGGUAUACGUGCUAAAAUACGUCGUAAUGCAGAAGAUUUACGUUCAUUAUAUGGUACUAGUGGUCCACUUGGUUCAGUUCAACCAACAAUGAAUUAUAAAACAUCAAAUCGUGGAAUUGGUUGGCGUUUACAUUGGCGUAAAAUAUUUAAUGAAAGACGUAGAAAAUUAGCUGAUUAUUCAUUAUUUUUUGCUGUAAUGGGUAUUCUAUUAAUGGUAUUUGAAUUAGAAAUGAUUAUGGCUAAAGUAUAUUUAAGGACAUCAAUCUAUUCUAUACUGGUAAAAUCAUUGAUCAGUGCAUCAACACUUAUUCUAGUUGGUCUUACACUAGUCUAUCAUGCUGUUGAUGUACAAUUAUUUUGUAUUAAUAAUUGUAUUGAAGAUUGGCGUAUAGCAAUGAAUUGUAGAAAAAUUUCAUUAACAUUAAUUGAAGUAUUUAUAUGUCUUGUACAUCCUCCACCAAUUCUAUCUAAUUACAAUAUAUAUUCAUAUAGAAAUUCAUAUUAUACUGCAUCAACAUUAAAAAGUUUUAAACAAUUUGAUGAUGUUCUGAAUGAUCAAGAACCCUUAUCCUCAUCAUCAUCAUCCAGUAUUCCAAUGAAUUCAUAUUAUAAUAGACCAAUAACUACAUCAAUCUAUGAUUCCAUAUUAGAUAAUCAUACACAAAGAUUAAAUGAUUAUUUACCAUUUUCAAGUGUACCAUUUAUAAAUGAUCAUCAUAAUGAAUAUCAUUAUGAUGAUAAACCUGUACCUAUGAUUAUUUUAGAACUGACUUUUUCAAUUCCAAUGUUUUUAAGAUUAUAUUUAAUAUUUCGUGUAUUAUUAUUACAUUCAACUAUGUUUACUGAUGCUGGUUCACGUAGUAUUGGUGCAUUGAAUCGUGUGAAAAUUAAUGUUAGAUUUGUAUUAAAAACAUUAGCUACAGUAUGUCCCGGUACUAUGUUAUUAAUAUUUAUAUUAUCUAUGUGGAUUGUAACAAGUUGGAUUAUGCGUGUAUGUGAAAGAGAACAAAAUAAAGAAUAUGAGAAACUUUUAAAUUCAAUGUGGUUAAUUGCUGUUACAUUUUUAAGUAUUGGCUAUGGUGAUAUGGUGCCAAAUACAAAUUGUGGCAGAGCAAUAUCUGUAUUAGCUGGUGUUAUGGGAUCUGCAUGUACAGCAUUGGUUGUUGCAGUGGUUGCACGUAAGCUAGAAUUAACAAGAGCUGAGAAACAUGUACACAAUUUUAUGCAAGAUAAUAAAUUCUACAAAAAUCUUCGACAUUCAGCUGCUAAUGUUUUACGUGAAACUUGGCUAUUUUACAAAUAUACAAGACUUGUCAAACGUGUUAAACCAGGUCGAGUAAGAAGGCAUCAAAGAAAAUUUUUAACAGCAAUAAGUAGAUUAAGAAAAGCAAAGGAUAAUCAACGUAAACUGAAAGAAGAUGCUAAUUCUAUGGUGGAUUUAGCUAAACUACAAACUAGCAUAUAUGAAACUGUAAAUCAUAUUCGAGCUGAUCAAACAAUUUUUGUUCAACGUUUGGUUGGCGUUGAAAAGUGCAUGACAUCAAUUCAGGUAAACAUUAAUAAUUCACUUGAUAUUGUUUUGCUUGUAUUCUCCUACUGAUGUUUAGGACUGCAAUUGAUCAGUCUCUUGUUGACAUAUGGGCAUCUUGUACGAAUUGCCUCGAUGUUACCUUAAGUCACAAACUUUACAAGUAAAAAUGGAUGGUGGCUAGUAGUGGAAUUCAAAACGUACGUUUCGUUCUAUUUGGGACUCGUCAGCUGGACGUAGCUGCAUCCCAGAGUUGAUAUUCACUCCUGGACUCGAACCCAAUACUGUUCGCUUUAGACACCAUCGCGUUAUCCACUUACCUACCAUGUCCUGAUAAUAUUCAAAAUUCUCAAAUUCUCUUCUCAUUAAAUAGAUAUUAAGAAUACGAAAUUAAGAAGAUUUAUCAAUAAUGUUCAAUGUAUGAUUAUAAAAUUAUUAUUCUUAAUGCAUAAAAUUUCAAUAGGAUUCGAACAUGAUGAAUUCAGCGUUUUCAUUGGUUGUAACAAGCUGUAAAUACUCAAUCCCUGUAAACCAAUCAAAGCACCGUGUAAAAUUAAAUCAUAUUCUGAUUGAUUGAUCGAAUCGACAUUAACACCAUGGGAUACCGACUCAGUGUUUUAAAGGUGAAGCGUUCGUGCGCGAGACCGAUAGGUCCUGGGU